GGUAGGUUUAUCAUAAAGGUUUAUGCUUACUAGUUUCAGGUUGUGGAUUUAGUACCCACAUUGUCGAAAGACCAGUAAACAACCCAAACACCGUCUGCAGGAAAGUCAAAUAUGGCGGGGUAUUCCCCAGUCACGUGACUCUUUGCAAACGAGGCUGAGGGGAAUUCCAUCAAGAUUUGUUGAUUGAUUCUGAACUUUGGCACCACAGGCCCAGGGAGAUUUACCACUCCCCCCCAGUCACUGUAUCGCUUCUAAGUAAUACAUGGUAUGAAGUGAAUCAUCAUCAUGCCCAUAUAAGGAAGAAGUCCAUAUGAGGAGAAUACAGUCAGCACUGCUGGUGGUUUUGUCAGAUUUGAGAGGAUAGGAUAUUAUUGAGGUACAUGUACAGAGAACCACCAUGGCUUUAUUUUCUGCAAAUACUGUAUACAGCGUCCUGAUAACAGCUAUAGGGAUUGUUUUGGUGAGAAGUUUCCCAGAGUACUCAACCAUAAUUUUUAUGAUGACAAUGACUACAAUUAUCACAUUCCAGUAUUCCAAUAAAGAACGAGAAAAACAAAGUCAGCGCAAAAUCACAUUCCACAAACUGCAUACAUUGAACCAGACUUAUGUGGACCAAACAGACAGACUUCUGAAAUCAGAAUGGCCAGAGCGUGAUGGUGUUUCAACUGACGAUAUUGAAUUUCAAGAUUAUGAAGCAUCUAAAACAUUGGUUAAAUCCUCCAACUUAUUAGAGCCAUGUCAUCUGGUUGCCCUAGCACAAUUCCGGCCAACAGGUAAACCAUUAGUUGUUGGCCAUGUUAAGUUAACACGUAGAACAUCUAUGAAUAUGUCAUAUGGUAAACUGUUAAAAAUGCAUAGAAGUGGCAUUCCUUCUGGUGCAUUAGAAAUUACAGCAAAAACGCAUAAUUUAGAUUAUGGGACCUUGCAAGAAAUGAUCGCAAAUCCAGAUGAAGCUAACACAUACGAAGCAGAGGAGACAUUUACAUUAAGUGUUGCAGGCCUUGUUGUCUCCAAACCACUUAGGGGUCAAGGACUCGGGAAGGCCAUGUGUGCAUUUGCGUUAAAGACUGCGCGAAGUGCAAACAUCUCAACCCUUGUUGGAGGGUGCAAAAGAGAACUUGUACCAUUUUAUGAAAGUAUGGGUGCUAAAAAGCAACAGAAAACAUUGAGAGCAUUGUAUCAUGAAAUGAAGUUACCUAUUGAUGAUACAGUUGUUGAAAUGGCUGAUAAAAUUCUCUCAAAGUUUAAGCCUAGAUCAUAGAAAUGUUUUUAUCGAGACAAUAUUAUCAAAAAUUAUAAACUCUUUGGAAAGGAGAUACAGGGUGUCCCUAAAGUUGUACUGAGACAAACAUGAAAAGAUAACCAAAGCAAACCCGCAUUGGUUCACUUUAAGAAAUUACAGGGGGAUUCACAUUUGACUAUUUUGGCUGAAAAUCAGUUGUAAAGUGCCUGGAAUGGUGGAAAAACUGCAUGAUUUUGAAAGAUUUUUUUGGCCAGGGUUGAGUUUGCUCACACACAUUUUAUAAAGAAAGACACCCAAAGGCGAUUUAAU
Owenia fusiformis is the source of this 1552-nucleotide messenger RNA. The record is from the annotation of a GenBank genome assembly. Lineage: Eukaryota; Metazoa; Annelida; Polychaeta; Sabellida; Oweniidae.